This is a messenger RNA of Histoplasma capsulatum G186AR, 1602 nucleotides long. RefSeq names its product fatty-acid amide hydrolase. The record is from RefSeq and is a predicted model, not a curated record. The coding region runs from base 1 to 1602 and encodes 533 amino acids. The transcript has 6 exons. NCBI's taxonomy places the organism in Eukaryota, Fungi, Ascomycota, Eurotiomycetes, Onygenales, Ajellomycetaceae.
AUGUGGGGUUCUCUCGUCGGCACAAAAUGGGCGCCAUGGUGUCCAAGCCAACACCCAAGGAAACAGUCCAUCCACGCUGGUGGACCAAUUGAUGGGAUCUUCUCCAUCCACUCAGACGAAAAAGAAAUGUUGACUGAACUAACCUGGGAAGCUGUCGGUGCCACAAAGCGAGAAGAGCUUCUCUCCUCCAUCCCGCCAGAAUGGAUCAUCCCAGCUGAUAUUUCCCCUCCACACUCCCAGACCGACGUCACCAGCUUUCCUCAAACAUCGGGCUGGUUUACUCCCCCUGAAUUGGAGAUCACAGGCUCAACAGCCUCUGAAAUUCUCGCGAAGACCACGACGGGCAUUUGGAGCGCUGAAGCUGUGACUCGCGCAUUCUGCAAACGUGCUGCUGCCGCCCAUCAACUGACAAACUGCCUUUCUGAAACCCUCUUCCCAGAGGCCUUAAGAGAUGCAAAGGCGCUCGACGCUCACCUGGCCGCUACCGGUAAACCGUUGGGCCCCCUUCAUGGCCUCCCGAUCUCUCUCAAGGAUAACUUCAACAUUAUCGGCAAGGACUCGACACUGGGUUUCACAGGCUGGGUCAAUGACCCUGCUACUUACAAUAGCAUAAUGACUGAUCUCCUGCAAGACGCGGGCGCGGUGCUGUAUGUCAAGACGAACGUGCCGACGGCGAUGAUGAUUGCCGAGACGGUGAAUAAUGUGUAUGGGCGCACGUUGAAUCCACGCAAUCGACUCCUGACGUCGGGCGGAUCAUCGGGCGGCGAGUCAGCUUUGAUUGCGUUUGGCGGUAGUCCUCUCGGUGUUGGGACGGAUAUUGGUGGCUCCCUCCGAAUCCCCGCCGCCUGCACUGGAAUCUUCACCCUGCGCCCCUCCUUCGGCCGUUUCCCCAACUUCUUGACAAAAUCCGGCCUGGCUGGUCAAGAAUCCGUCCUGAGCGUCAACGGCCCAAUGGCACCAACCCUCGACUCUAUCAAGCUCUUCUCCUCCGUAGUGACAAACAGCCAGCCUUGGAUCCGGGAUCCUAAGUGUAUACCGAUUCCAUGGCGGACCGUUGAGCGCAAGCAGCGCCUGAAACUGGCCGUGUUGUGGGAUGAUGGUAUGGUCCGACCGACGCCGCCAGUUCGCCGCGCACUGAGAGAGACGGUGCAUAAAUUGCGAAGGGCUGGACAUGAGGUUGUCAAUUGGGAGGCAACGGGACACAAAGAAGGGAACGACAUUUUGGAUCGCUUCUUCCUUUCCGACGGCGGCAAGACCGUGCAGCAAAUCCUCGCGGCAGCCAAAGAACCCAUCCGCCCCGAAAUGGACCGGUACGACCGUGCUAAGGACGGCGGCGUGCAGGCGCUGUGGAAACUGCACGUUGAACGCAAUAAAUUCCAGCAAGAAUACAUGGAACGGUGGAAUGCGUGCGAAGGACUUGAUGGAUUGUUGAACAACCCCGCCGCCGUCCACGGCCAGCCUGUCAGUCUACAGCUGGUAGGCCGCAGGCUUGAUGAGGAGAAGGUGGUGAUGAUGGGAGAGGUUAUCUUGGACGCGCUCAGGGGGGCGGCUGUGAAUGGCAGUGGGAGUGGGAAGUCUCAAGCAUCGUCGUCUAAUUUGUGA